This is a messenger RNA of Saitoella complicata NRRL Y-17804, 1659 nucleotides long. RefSeq lists its product as uncharacterized. The record is from RefSeq and is a predicted model, not a curated record. Bases 339 to 1538 code for a protein of 399 amino acids. Lineage: Eukaryota; Fungi; Ascomycota; Saitoellomycetes; Saitoellales; Saitoellaceae. The transcript has a single exon.
CGAUUUUCUCACUGCGCAAAAGAAUUCAAAGGGAUAGGCUUCAGCACUAACGCUAUCCACUCAGGCCACAAGCCAACAUUUGGCAUGAAAUGAGCCUUAUUUAGGGGGCAAUUGGCAUCUCAAUCAUGCACGCGCACUGACCCGGGUUUUGAACGUACGUUGGCCGCUUCAGUGAGCCCCGUUGAGUUCAUUUCUGGAACCGUUAAGCAGACACUCUGCGAGGCGCAAGCGUUAUAUUGCCAUGGGAAGAAAAGCGUGCUUCGGUUCUGUACACAUAAGAGCUCGCUACACCUCGCGAGGGUGCUCGGAUCGAUAACGGCAUGUUAGGAUACUCGACAAUGGCCAUUCUUAACACUUUGAUCGUCGCGCUUUCGGCUCUUACUGCCAUCACCGAGGCGGUGCCGUACAACCCUAGCUACCCUGGCCUUGAGCGUCGUCAGCUCUCCAAUGGCACUUUCACCAACGGUACCGUUGUUGCUGAUCCCGCUGAGGAGACCACCACCAACUAUGUGACCUUCACUGAGUUCGAGACUUCCACUACCACCGUCUCGGUCCCUGCUCCCUCCACCGCUACUCAAACCCAGACCAUCUCCGUUGGCGCUGUGUCCACCAUCACAGCCACCAAGCCCUGGGUCGUUUCUAAGACCAGCACCUAUGAGUACCCCACAACGGUGGCUACCAGCACCGACAUCGAGACCGAGACCGUGAAGACCAUUUCCCGCUCUAUCAAGAACGUCAUCUGGACCAAUACUGUCUCCGUCCGUGCUCCCACCAUCACCACGACUGCCUGGUCAACCGAGACCGAGACGAAGUGGAAGAAGGAGACUGCUGUCGUCAAGAAGGGAAAGAAGACUACCACCAUUACUCCCACCAUCACGGUUAUCCCUACCUUCUACUCUACCGUCUGGACCCGUCCUACCAAGACUGUCGUCAGCUCCGUCAAGUCCACCAAGAAGGUGACCAAGGCUUGCUCUUCUUCUACCACUAGCAAGUGGAGGAACAGGCGUGCCGUCGCUGACGAGACCUCCACUACUACCUCUACCGUCGUCGAGACCUCUACCUUCACCUCCGCCGUCCCCACUACCACCACCUCCAUCACCUCCACCCACUAUACCUCCACCACCACUUCUUACCCCUUCACCACCACCAGCACGGUGGUCAUCUCCUCUGCUUACCCCGUCACCGCGGAGGAAGAAUCUACCACAACUGUGACCACUUACACCAAGACCUCCGUGAGCUCCAAGGCUACCGCUCGUCGCACCACCACCAAGACCGUCGGUAAGCCCAAGACUGUCGAGGUCGAGUCGACUACCACCGAGACUGCUGAGCGCACCUCCACUGUCUUCGUCACCGUUCCCUCUUCGUGGAUUACCAAGACCGGUCGCCGCCAGACUGUUUGGGGAAAGAAGAACACUGUUAAGGUCACCAAGACUUCUGGAAAGCCUACUACUACGUACGUGAAGAGGAUUCAGCUCGUUACUGCGACUGUUACUCCUACCAACUGCGGCAAGAACUCUAACUCCAGGGAGAGGGAUUAGGUCAUGAAAAGACUUGUUGUGGAUAGGCAUAUUACCCUUUAGCUUUACCUAAUUUUACCACCGGGCAGUGACUCGACUUUGGCGAGUUUGCCUUUCAUUUCAUCGUCCAAUCAGGCGUGGG